AAGACUGAAAGUCUAAUUAAGUGAAAUAUCAGUUAGCGUUAGAUUAGCGUUAGCGUUAGACACGACUUUUUUAUGUUUGUUUUGUUUUGUAAGGCGAACUCUACAGCUCCCAGUGUUUGGGUCCUCAGAGCUGCAUAUGGAGUAGUUGGGUUGCAGAAGUUAGCUGAGACAGUAAAAUAAUUACGUUUAACUCAUAUCUGGCAUGAAUUUGGAUUAAUGUGAGCCAAGAAAGGAAAGUAACAAGCAAGUUGCCAUGACUGUAGUAAUUGGGUUUGAGGGCAGUGCCAAUAAGAUCGGCAUAGGAAUAAUCAGGGAUGGUGAAGUGCUGUCCAACCCUAGGCGGACCUACAUUACCCCUCCUGGUCAAGGCUUUCUGCCAAGUGACACAGCCAGACACCAUCGUGCUGUCAUACUGACUGUCCUGAAGGAGGCUCUGGAGCAAGCAGGGCUGAAGCCUGCAGACAUUGACUGCGUGGCUUACACCAAAGGUCCUGGAAUGGGUGCACCCUUGGUGACAGUGGCCCUUGUGGCUCGUACAGUCGCUCAGCUUUGGGGGAAGCCACUCCUCGGUGUCAACCACUGUAUUGGACACAUCGAGAUGGGUCGACUUAUCACCAAAGCCAACAACCCCACUGUGCUUUAUGUUAGUGGAGGGAACACACAGGUUAUCGCGUACUCUGAGCGGCGGUACAGAAUAUUUGGGGAGACCAUUGACAUCGCAGUAGGCAACUGUUUGGACAGGUUCGCCAGGGUUAUUAAGAUUUCCAAUGACCCCAGUCCAGGCUACAACAUAGAGCAGAUGGCCAAGAAGGGGCGUGAGUAUGUGGAGCUGCCAUAUACAGUAAAAGGAAUGGAUGUCUCAUUUUCCGGGAUUUUAUCCUACAUUGAGGAAGCUGCUCAUAAGAUGCUGAGCUCUGGUCAGUGUACAGCAGAGGACCUGUGUUUCUCACUGCAGGAGACUGUGUUCUCUAUGCUGGUGGAGAUCACAGAGAGAGCCAUGGCUCACUGCGGCUCCCAAGAGGUCCUCAUUGUUGGGGGAGUUGGCUGUAAUCUGCGUCUGCAGGAGAUGAUGGGGGUGAUGUGUAAGGAGAGAGGAGCCAAACUGUUUGCCACAGAUGAACGAUUCUGCAUAGACAACGGAGCAAUGAUUGCUCAAGCCGGCUGGGAGAUGUUUAGGUCUGGUCAUUUGACUGAGCUGGAAGACUCAUGGAUUACUCAAAGGUACAGAACAGAUGAAGUGGAAGUGACAUGGAGAGACUGAUUGAUGGACUAAGCAUCACCUUGGUGCUAAACAUGUUGUUGCAGCAGGUCUGUUAUGGGGUAAAUGUACAGAUGAACUACAGUCCUUUCUUGUGGUCUGUCGAGGUGGGGGAGAAAUUCCUGUUAAGAGCACAUUUUGUCCCUUCCUGCGCAUUAAGAGUUCUCUGGUGUUUAACACCAGAAACAAAGUUGAAUAAGGAGGUCAGAUUAUGCAAGAUUAGGACACUUUCAGUGUCAUUUUUAAAUUCAGAUGUCUGUACUACAUUAAAGUCUCCCAGUAUGAUUUGGUGUUACAGAUUUACAUUGUAUCCUGUUUUAUGUUCAGUUACAAAUUGCUAAUCCUAAGUUAUCAUGCACUUGUAUUUGCCAAGGAGAGAAACACUGACAAAUGUGAUUUCUUUUUUUGUACUUUUUGUCUCCGGUUUGUCACGCAAUAAUUCUGAAUUUAUGUUGAAAUAAAAAGAACUAAUAUGGGAA
This is a messenger RNA of Thunnus maccoyii (southern bluefin tuna), 1737 nucleotides long. Its product is annotated as O-sialoglycoprotein endopeptidase. Gene Ontology annotation, cellular component: cytoplasm; EKC/KEOPS complex. Bases 254 to 1261 code for a protein of 335 amino acids. The record is from RefSeq and is a predicted model, not a curated record. The transcript is spliced from 12 exons. NCBI's taxonomy places the organism in Eukaryota, Metazoa, Chordata, Actinopteri, Scombriformes, Scombridae. Gene Ontology annotation, biological process: tRNA threonylcarbamoyladenosine modification.